This is a messenger RNA of Beta vulgaris subsp. vulgaris (sugar beet), 540 nucleotides long. RefSeq lists its product as uncharacterized. The transcript has 3 exons. The record is from RefSeq and is a predicted model, not a curated record. NCBI's taxonomy places the organism in Eukaryota, Viridiplantae, Streptophyta, Magnoliopsida, Caryophyllales, Amaranthaceae. Bases 1 to 540 code for a protein of 179 amino acids.
AUGGGAACAACAAGACGUUUCGGUGGUGAGCUGGUCCUAGUGUGCCUGCAGUGGCAAGGAGCCGAACGUUCAUUUGUUUCAAAGUUAGUUGUUUCAAAAUAUGGCUUAGGAAACCCUAGGGAUGAGAUUCCUAUUAUGUUACCAUCUGGGGAAGUAGUAACUUGCUCAAGAGUAUAUGAAAACGUCCUUGUGAGAAUUGGGGAUGUAGACUUUGAAACCAACCUCAUAGAAUUUCCAUUGGAAGACUUGGAGAUCAUUUUAGGGAUGGAUUGGCUUAAGGAGUAUAAAGCCGAGAUUCUUUGUGGAGAACAAAAAGUGAGAUUGAGGAAUAAGAAUGGGAAAAAGAGGUUGGAAGAAGAGAAGCUUAAGAUAGAACAUGUGAAAGUGGUGAAUGAGUUUCCAGACGUAUUUCCGGAAGAUAUACCGGGAAUGCCACCUCAGAGGGAGUUAGAAUUCACCAUAGACUUAGUUCCUGGAACUGCCCCUAUAUCAAAAGCACCCUAUAGAAUGGCUCCAGCAGAGAUGAAGGAGCUCAAAUAA